Molecule: messenger RNA, 504 nt
Organism: Penicillium nucicola
Lineage: Eukaryota; Fungi; Ascomycota; Eurotiomycetes; Eurotiales; Aspergillaceae
Exons: 3
Coding region: 1-504 (167 amino acids)
Source: RefSeq, a predicted model, not a curated record
AUGAAGUUCCUCGCACCUCUUCUCAUGCUAGCAGCCUCUGCGGUCGCAGUUCCAGUCGCCAGAGCACCCAAGACUUUCCACCUCAAGACCACCAGCGCCACCCACGCCGAACACAACAACCUCUACGUCUACGGCUACCACACAGGCGCCGGCCUGAACGACGCAGUCCUAACCAGCGACGUCGGCACCGCCAGCUCAGCCUAUCUCAAUGGCACCAACGUCUUCUUCGACUACCAGACCGAAUUCCCCUGGGGAAUGAUCGCCAUCGGCGACACAAACUACGCCUCCUGGGAACCAAUUCAGAUCAAUGCUGGCACGGGUACCGACGGGUUCUCCGUUAAGAAUGGUCUCCUCCAAUGGUCGGAGGAUAUGGGCUUUGGUGGCUGGCUCGUUUGCGACUGGUUCCAUAAUGCGCCUCAGCUAUUCUACUUGUACAAGUACUACGACCCUAUUAUUCCUUCCAGCUGCAGCAAGGUUCAGGUCAAGGUUGAGUACGCGAAAUAG